AUGGAGUCUUUGAGCGCGGUGGAGCUCCGUGUAUUGGGGGAUGCACCUCGGACAGCUACCGGUGGCAUUGAGAACGCCUCCUACCAGGACGACCCCCAGGAGAUCAAGUUUCACGCGGCCGGCCCGAGACAGCAGCAGCAGCACGUCCACUCUGAGUCAAUCCCCCCCGACAGGGAGCAGGCAAAUUCCCAAAACCACCCGGCACCACGGGAUGAGCUUUCUCCCAGGUCGGGUGAUUAUGACCACGAAUUGGAUUUUAAUGGCAACACCGUGGACUACGGGUUUAUUUCCGCCCUGGUGUUCCUGGUCACUGGAAUUGUGCUCGUCGUGAUCGCUUACACCAUUCCCAGAGAGGCUAAGGUCAACCCAGACAUGGUGACCGCUCGCCAGAUGGAGAAGCUGGAAAUGUACUAUGCACAACUCGGCUCCCACUUAGACAAGUGCAUCAUAGCUGGCCUGGGGAUGCUCACGCUGGGCGGGAUGCUGUUGUCCAUCAUGCUCAUGGUGUCCAUAUGCAAGGGCGAGCUGUACCGCAGGAGGACACUUGCCUUGUCCGGGAGACCCAAAAAGACGUAUGGAUCUAUACACCUCCGCAUGAAACAGCUGGUUGAGCAGGCAGAGGGGAGCGAGACUCUGGUGGAAUGUGAACCCGGUUAUGCCACCACGCAUACUGCCCCCUCAACCGGUCAAGGCGACACGACCCACGACACUGCUCCUGCUCCUGCUGCUGCCGGGACAAACGUACAGUAGCCUAGCACAAUGCCAGCAAGCACAAUGUGUAAAUUAAUCAAGGGGUUGUUUCGUAUCACUGAGAUUGUUUUUGAGACAAGCAUAUAAAAAGGUAAGGCCACAUUGAUUGUUUGAAAUAGUACAAGUGACAGGGAAAGGUGGGAAGGUGAGGAGAGAACACUCUCCA
Engraulis encrasicolus (European anchovy) is the source of this 916-nucleotide messenger RNA. It is a transcript of the gene tmem74b, whose product is annotated as transmembrane protein 74B. Bases 1 to 750 code for a protein of 249 amino acids. Lineage: Eukaryota; Metazoa; Chordata; Actinopteri; Clupeiformes; Engraulidae. The transcript is spliced from 2 exons. The record is from RefSeq and is a predicted model, not a curated record.